UCUAGUUCACCUGCCAAGGCUGAUGGUUUAAAUGCAUGCGCGUUCACCAGGACUCACGUAGCUAGACCUCCCAGCACCAAACACUCGAUGUCAUCUUCUAACGUAUCCCAAUCGGAUGAAAUAUUCCUCGCUGCUCAGGCAAACAAAGACCCGAACUUUGACCCUUUCACAAACCAGGCCAGAUUCUACGAGUGCAACCCUACGGCACCACCGCCGAAGGACGACAAUCCCGGCAUUAUCUUAUUCAAUCCGACUAAUGCAUUGAGUACUUCGAGCGAAGCACUUGGUGUUUGGCUCCUCAAUGGACAUGCUUGGAAGAUAUACAGAACGGGGGCAAAGAAUGUUGAAAAGAAAAGGAAAGCUAUUCAGGACGAUAUCGAUGCAGCGAAGACUGCGGGGUUGCCUGUUGGGAAUCCUCAGGUCAAAGUUGGGCUCAUCUGGACUGAUGAGAGGAGCGUGAAGAGAUGGGAAGCGGGACUAUCCGUCCUUACUGAGGAGUAUACGAAGGAUAAAUGGACCUUCUGGUCUGCUCAGAAGUCGGCUGGCGUGGCAAACUUCAAGAAGCUCAUCGAGAGCAUCAAGGACAAGCCCACUGUACAGACGAUCAAGAAUGCAUUCGACAUUGCACACGACUUCAAGCUGACUGACCCUCAGGGUUUUAUCAACGCCAGCGACCAUUCCUCGCCCAUUGCAUUCAUUGACAUCCACAAGGGAACCAACGCCACCAAAGUCGACGAACUACUGGAGAUCGUGAAGAAGCAUUUGGCCGAGCUUAAAUGAACGUAGCAAAUGCAGAUAUUGUUUGUGAGAUCUGUGGAGAAUCAAUGGAGAGGGACAGGCUCUGACUUUCAUAGCAAAUCCCUGUACAGACAAAGUUACCGACUCAUCGUUAUUUGCUACACUGCUUUAGAGCCCAUGCCACAAAUAAAGGACUUCCUGAAAAGUUCCAUGAACUAU
This is a messenger RNA of Somion occarium, 957 nucleotides long. NCBI's taxonomy places the organism in Eukaryota, Fungi, Basidiomycota, Agaricomycetes, Polyporales, Cerrenaceae. The record is from the annotation of a GenBank genome assembly.